Knipowitschia caucasica is the source of this 3336-nucleotide messenger RNA. NCBI's taxonomy places the organism in Eukaryota, Metazoa, Chordata, Actinopteri, Gobiiformes, Gobiidae. The record is from the annotation of a GenBank genome assembly.
AUGGAGUGGCGACAGCAGACAAGUUUGAGCUGUGCAGACGCUUUCUCCGAGGCUCAGCGCUGGAUAGAGGAAGUAACCGGAAAAAUCUUUGACUGUCGUGACUUUCGAGCAUCCUUGGAAAAUGGUGUUCUUCUUUGCGAUGUGAUCAACAAGUUAAAACCUGGCAUCAUAAAACGGGUGAAUAGACUGUCGACCCCAAUUGCAGGAUUGGAUAAUGUCAGUGUGUUCCUGAAAGCCUGUGGAAAACUGGGCCUGAAUGAGUCCCAGCUCUUCCACCCUGGAGACUUGCAGGACAUGUCCUCACGUGUCACACUUAGAUGGGACGAGAGCAGAAGAAGACUCAAAAAUGUGCUAAUAACUAUCUACUGGCUGGGCAGAAAGGCUAAUCAGGACCGGUUUUACGAAGGACCCCAGCUGCACUUAAAGUCUUUUGAAGGACUGCUUGGACUCGCCUUAUCCAGGGCCUUGGGUGACACUGCACAAUUUCACUACCAGGACAAGGAGAUCCAGCGGACGAGACAAAGCUACAAGAGGCACUGCUCAGUGGACAGCGCACACUCUCCAGAAAACAAGGCUACUCCCACCAACAGUGAAGGCUGUAGCAGUGAUGCAGAGGCUGAGCAGGUUUUUAAGAUGGAGACGUCUCACAUUUCAGCUCCCUCAAACAGGAGUCGUUUACCUGCUCCUCUGCAGAAGGCCAAGCAAGCACGAGCAGAGAAGAGCUGCACCAGCCCUUCGUCCACUUUGUCCAGACCAGGCCACAUUGAGAUUAUUCAAGAGAGGGCAGUCGAGGUGAAUCCUGGCUGGAUUUGGAGCAAGUCCCUCACAGAUAUCCCCAUGGUCUACCCUGUGCGGAACUCUCCAGAGGAAACCACUAUUUUAGACGAGACUAAAGAUUCUGGCACAAUUCUAUUCAAAAGGAAGAGCAGUUCUAUGAAGGACACUGAAGCCCAAUGGCAUGAGGACUUAAACAAGUGGAAAAGCCGUCGCAGAAGCAGCAAGACCGAGGGUUACAGCACGUCUCAGGACCGAGAGCAUGUCAUACACCAGAUGACCAUUGAUGCCAAAGCGGCUUUUCAGAAAACUACUGCUCAAGGACCAAUGAAAAGAGAACAGCCGGAUCAUCUCUGCCACAUUCCAGGAUCCCAUCCCUACUCUCCCACCUCUCCCACAAAGCCCUCCAGGUCUAACCAUCGACCGCACACUCGGGCAAUGCUGACCCGAAGCUACGCCACAGAGUCUCCUCCUUAUUGUUCUCGGAUGACUGCAAACAUUCAGUGGCCAUCAGCUGGAGCUACGCUUGAAACUAAUUUAACGACCUUGGACAAGCAGAUGGUUUCUCUGGCUUCUGUGGGAACAGCAGUCACCACACCUUCAGUGGACCAUCCGUUCAGCUCGCAGACGCAUGCCAGAAGUGUCACAUUAAUGUCCCACAACAUGACAGGAGAAAAUGGUUUACACUCCUCUGCUCUUACGAAGGAAAAUGCAAACUUGAAUGCUGCUGCUGACGAGCUCACAUCAGAAAACCACGCAGACAUUGACACAGCCUCGACAACAAGCCAUAGUGGGAAGCAGGAGCUGAACAUGGAACCAAUCAACAGCCAGCAUCUCGAGGCCCUCCUUUCUCGUUCUUGUACAUGGUCCGGUUCUGCCAGUCUUCCUCGCGGAUAUCGCCGAUCCGAGGGCACGAGCCGCCUUUCCUCUGUGAUUUCAGCCAAACCUUUUGGUACCAAACCCACCAGAGUAUCCUCGCUCCCCAAACUCUGUCAUGUAGAUGACAGUCAGAUGACAUGGCUGGCCUUUGACGAUAAAGAAGUCUCUCCACCUGUCACUUUGAAGAACAGGCAGAUGGUGGCCCAUCUCAAAGGCCACGCUCCAGUCAUGCAGAGAGAGCACAGUGCAGAACAGAAGAACUGUGCCAUUCAGCCCCAGCCGCCCAUCCAGGCCCUGCCCCAGCCUCAGUUCUGCGCAACCUAUGUACCUGAACACGGCUCAGAACUGAAGGAGUCCAGUCUACCAAAGAAUGUGGAUCACAGUGACAUGAGGGUUUGCCUUACGCUCCGACCCAACAGCAGACAAGACUUUGGAUUCCAGGCACACUGGGACAGCACAGGGGCCAGGGUAAAAUCCAUUCACCCAGGAAGCCCUGCAGAGCUUUGCCAUCUUCGCAUCAAUGAUGAGAUUCUUGCAGUGGAUGGAGUAACUGUGAAACAACUGAAUUUCAACCAGUGGAAAAAUAAAAUGACCUCAGCCUUACAGAGCGGCACUUUAACCAUGGACAUCAGACGCUUGGGUAACAGAGGAGGUUCUGAGUCUGCAAUCUCAGAUCUGCAGGUGCCGUCUCUGAGCCCGUCCUGCGGCAGCUCGUCCUGGGACAGAGAGGAGGAGCGCAGGCGGCAGGAGAAGUGGCAGGAAGAGCAGGAGCGCCUCCUACAGGAGAAGUACCAGCGGGAUCAGGAGCGACUGGAGGCAGAGUGGAGAAAAGCUCAACAAGACGCCACAAGCGAGUUGAAAAUGAGCAGUGAAAACCAGCAGAUGAACCUGCACGUAAACGGCACGUCCAAUAAAACCCACGAAGAGCGGAGGCCCCCCACAGACGCCGGGAAGCGCGCCGAGCCCGGGAGCGCUCCCUGGGAUGCUAAAGAAAUGCUACAGGAAGCGCCGCGUGAUAACUGGGCUGACGGCUCCCCUGGCUUUGCUCAGCUCUCUCCUGCACACAGGGCCAUGUCCAUGUCCUCACCUGCGCUAACAACCCCCCAGAAACUUGUGAGAGGGGACAGUGAUCAGAGGACGAGGAAAAGUCAGAGUGUGUCAACGGCUGAGCAAGAGCGGCAGCAGAUUCUGCAGGAGAUGAAGAAAAGAACUCAGCUCCUCACAGACAACAGCUGGAUACGUCAGCGGAGCGCGAGUUUCUACAAAGAGCCCAUCAUGCCUGGAGUCCCAAUCAAGAGAUACGAGUCAAUGGACCACCUUGAGAGCUGGCGUCACUCUCCAGUCACGGCCGCCCCUCACUCGCGGCCACAGUCGGCUGCUGCAGGCCUGUGUGGCUCCAGCAGGACGUCCUCGCGCCACAGCACUGGCUCCAUGCCGCCGCAGAGAAGCAGGACUGAGCCGGGCCCGAGGACAUGCUGUGUGUGUGAGGGGCUCCUGGACUCUGGGGCUGCUAUGGUCAUAGAGGACCUGAGCCUAAACUUUCACCUGUCCUGUUUCCAGUGCUUGGGCUGUAGCAGAGAUCUCAGAGGAGCAGAGACUGGAGUCAAAGUCCGGAUCCACAACCACAGGCCGUACUGUGAGGCCUGCUACGUCCAACUUAAAUGUGCUGACACAGCCUCAUGA